Neodiprion fabricii is the source of this 2010-nucleotide messenger RNA. It is a transcript of the gene sowah, whose product is annotated as ankyrin repeat domain-containing protein SOWAHB. The record is from RefSeq and is a predicted model, not a curated record. The transcript has 17 exons. Gene Ontology annotation, molecular function: protein binding. Lineage: Eukaryota; Metazoa; Arthropoda; Insecta; Hymenoptera; Diprionidae. The coding region runs from base 13 to 1614 and encodes 533 amino acids.
UGUGCUCUUGCGAUGGCGACGCCCAGCGAGCUGUCGCUCGAAGAGAUUCGCAAGUAUUUGCUGGACAACGGGGGAACGGCCCGUAACCACGACCUGGUCAAGCACUUCAAGAAGUUCCUGACGGACCCCGAGACGCGAGUCGAGGCCCGCAACAAGUUCAAAGAGUACGUCAACUCCCUGGCCACCAUCAGGAACGAGGAGGGUGAAAAGUACCUAGUCCUGAAAAAAAAGUACCGACAUGCUCCGCUCUCGACUUCGACGUCGUCCUCGUCCCUGACCGAAUCUGGGCUUCCGAUUCCAAGCAGUCCUUCGACGCCUCUUUCGCCUCUUCGCGAGCCGCCUCCUUACAGACCGCCGCCACCGGCCGCAGCGAGUCCAUCUUCAGGAUCGGCGGAUCCUCGGGAUCGGCAGGAUCUGGGAGGAGAUGAUGGAUCGGGAAAAGUCGUCGAGGAAAAUCAGUCCGUGUCCUCGCCGCCGAUUCCUCCGCGUCGUAAGAGUCAGGACAAGCUUCGAAUCGAGAACAACAACAAGGAGAACGUCCUGCCGGAAGGCGAGAAAAUCGUCGACGAUGAAACCGCCGUGGGGGAGGACGGUGGUCCCGCUUCUUCGACAGCCUCGGCUGAACAGCUGAGCGUCCGCGAACGAAUGCAGCGAUUCAACAGGAUGGCUAGCGAGACCGAUAUUCAGGGCCCAGUCAAUGGCUCGACCACACCAAAUAAGAAACGCUCCGACAAGGGAACCGACGAAGAUGACAGGGCCUCCGUUGCUUCGCAAUUGGAUGGAAAGUCAAGGGAAUGGCUCGUACGUGCUGCUCAGGGCGAUUACCAGACACUCGCCAAACUUGCUGCCGAAGAACCACGUCUCGCCAGGCUCAGGGAUCCAUCUUCCUAUACUGCGUUGCACUGGGGUGCGAAACACGGGAACGAGGACAUCGUUAAACUCAUCGCCGGUACCUACAAGGACUACAUCAAGAGUGUCAACGAGACCACGAAUGGGGGAUACACGCCGCUGCACAUAGCGAUGCAGUUCGACCACGAGAACAUCUUUAAUCUUCUGGUCCAAGUGUACGGGGCGAAUCAGGACGUUCGUGACUACAGCGGUAAAAAGGCGAGACAGUACCUGGCGUCGCAGGAGGCGGCGGUGAGCCAGGACACCUUCCGCAAAAUAAAAGCAAGGAAAAAACAUGCAGAGAAAGAUAUUGGUUUCCUACGAAUUGGCUCAUUGAACGUCCGCGUGAAACGGACGACGGAAGCCUUCAGCCAAUUCCUGGGUGUGGCGACUAGCAACGCCAGCGCUACCAACGAAAAGAUUCACAAAAGUUGGGGAUCCGCCGACAAUAUACAGACGGAACACAAAGUUAUGCCGCCACCAAAAUACGCACCGAUUAAGAAGCGUCGAAGCAGACGAGCCCAGGAUUUCAAUUCGCAUCAAAGAAAUAACAAUCCUCAUCCCCAGGGACACGGCCAAGUUACCGAUCCUCCGCAACGCGGAUUGACACAACAGCCACCUCCAGUUACCAAUGUUGAAGUAACUUCGCCCCCGCCUCAAAACGAUUCAGAUUCCGACAACGCUUGCGGGUUCGAUUCCGCGUGGCGUGGUUCCGCGCUGAUGUAAAAUUUUUCGCUUUUGUCGCAUUGUCUGCUUUCUUUGACCAUAGUUCUUUGUUUUUGUCUUGCAUCAGUUUUUUUUUUAUAAUAUAUGUAUUGGUUAUUUCUUAUAAUUGGUAUUGGGAAAAGGUGUUGAAUCAUCACAUGAUUUUCAAUCUUGAAUUAUUAUUGUUAAUGUAAAUACGUAUAAUAUCGAUUAUCACAACUGCAUGGUUCGGAGACGCCAUAUUCAUAUUCUGCGUACAUAUAACGAUUAAUUUAUUGAAUUAUAUAUUUGUAAAUUUAUAUUUUUGUGAAUGUUUUCGUCGGAUUACUAAUCAUGCACUACGGUAUAACCGAGCUUGUAAUGUUCAUUCUAUUUUUAUCAACUUGUAAUGUAAAGAAAUAUAAUGUUAUCAAUUAA